AAAAUGUCAUUUGCAUAUGUCAAAGUCCAUAAACAAAGUCCACCGAUAAAAAUAAAAAUUAUAAAAAAUCCCAAAAAAAUAAUUAAAUUCAGUGUUUUACAAAUGUGUUCAUGAAUAUUAAUUAACUUUAUUAGCAUAGCACCUUUGACCUGGUAUAAUAAAAGUGCAUAUUUGCAAUAAUAUUUUUUCCAGAGUAUUUUGCGUGUUUGUCAUAAAAACCGACGUUAUCUCAUCACUUAUUUUACUUUUUUGAGCCUCUAUUAAAGAAUGGCCGCUGUCAUUCCAGCUGUGUCUAAGCUCACUUCGAGGAUUAUAAGGAUUUUAGGUUGCAACCCUGGUCCUAUGACUCUGCAGGGCACCAACACUUAUUUGUUGGGGACUGGGCAAAAUCGGAUACUCUUAGAUACGGGUGACAAAGACGUGAAAGAGUACCAGAGCCAAUUAGCAGAGCUUGUGCAGGCCGAACAAGUGAACAUCGAGCAUAUAGUCGUGACUCACUGGCAUCAUGAUCAUAUCGGUGGAGUGGAGAACUUGUAUGGCACUAUAGCUAAGCAACCAAAAGUAUGGAAGUACAGAAGAAGUCCUGACGAUGACCAGGAUGAACUUUCACAAAUAUAUCCCAUUCGCUGGUUGACUGAUGGGCAAGAGUUGAAGGUGGAAGGUGCUACAGUGAGGGUCCACCACACCCCGGGCCAUACUACGGACCAUGUAGUCUUAACACUGUUGGAAGAAAAUAUCCUGUUUAGUGGAGACUGUAUACUGGGAGAAGGAACGGCUGUGUUUGAAGAUUUGUAUAAUUAUAUGAAGAGUUUGAAUAGAAUAUUAGAAUUGAAGCCUUCUGUUAUCUAUCCAGGACAUGGAAAUAUUAUUGAGGACCCAAUGAAAAAAAUAGAAUACUACAUUGCUCAUAGAAACCAGCGAGAAGCCCAAAUAUUAGAAACAUUAAAAAAGAACAAAGAAAAACAACUAAACGAAAUGGACUUAGUUAAAUUAAUUUAUACUGAAACCCCUGAAAAUUUGUGGCCUGCAGCUGCUUAUAAUGUCAACCAUCAUCUGACUAAAUUAACUAAAGAAAAUAAACUGUAUUGUACCACUACAGAUGGGGAAACUAGAUGGCAAUAUGCUGGCAAUGUAGAAAGCAAUUUAUAGAAAUUUAAAAAGUCCCAUUUAAAAAUAACAUUAGGAAUUCAAACAAACCUUUUUGCAACUAAUUUUGAACUUUAUUUACUUGUAAAAAGAGUCAAAAUUGAAUAAACUGAUUGUAAGUGGUUUGUUGCUAUUAGUAAUGUUUUUUUCAAAUGGUAAAAGUAUUAUUAAUUGUUAUUCUGGUAAAAGGUGUUUUUUUUAUAAUUUAGAACUGGUGCCAUGAAACCUAAUGAAACGAUAUUAUGUAUUACAAUGUUGUUAUUGAAA
This is a messenger RNA of Helicoverpa zea (corn earworm), 1413 nucleotides long. Its product is annotated as beta-lactamase-like protein 2 homolog. Lineage: Eukaryota; Metazoa; Arthropoda; Insecta; Lepidoptera; Noctuidae. Gene Ontology annotation, molecular function: single-stranded RNA binding; RNA endonuclease activity. Gene Ontology annotation, cellular component: mitochondrial matrix. The transcript has 4 exons. The coding region runs from base 268 to 1149 and encodes 293 amino acids. The record is from RefSeq and is a predicted model, not a curated record.